UCUUGAAAGAACAACCUCCCCCGCCAAUUUAAACCUUAUUUAUCGCCGUCGUUGGCGUCGCCGUUAAAUCUUUAACCAACAGAAAGCAGAAUGAGGAAGAAAGUUGACGAACGUAUUCGAACCCUAAUUGAAAACGGUGUCAAAACCAGACACCGCUCCAUUUUCGUUAUCAUUGGUGACAAGUCACGUGACCAGAUAGUGAACCUACACUACAUGCUUAGUCAAUCAAUUGUAAAGUCCAGACCUAAUGUUUUGUGGUGCUACAAGGACAAGCUUGAGCUUAGCAGUCACAAACAUAAGCGGGCCAAGCAGGUGAAGAAGUUUAUGCAAAGAGGCGUUUUAGACCCUGAGAAGGCUGAUCCUCUCUCGCUUUUCCUUGAAACUGCGGGAAUUACGUAUUGUCAGUAUAAGGAUUCCGAGAGGAUUCUCGGAAAUACAUUUGGAAUGUGCAUAUUACAGGAUUUCGAGGCUUUGACGCCGAAUCUUUUAGCAAGAACUAUAGAAACAGUUGAAGGUGGUGGCAUGAUUAUUCUGCUGCUUCAGUCCUUGUCUUCACUCACUAGUCUAUACACAAUGGUCAUGGAUGUUCAUGAGAGAUUCCGUACGGAAUCUCAUUCUUUAGCCACUGGACGAUUCAAUGAACGUUUCUUACUUUCUCUUGCAUCAUGUGGAUCAUGUAUAGUUAUGGAUGAUGAGUUGAAUAUAUUACCAAUCUCAUCUCAUAUGAAGGCAGUCACACCAGUUCCAGUGGAAGAGGACUUGGAGGGGCUUUCAAAAGCAGAGCGUGAUUUAAAAGAUCUAAAAGAACAGUUAAAAGAUGACUUUCCUGUUGGUCCACUGAUAAAAAAGUGUUGCACAUUGGACCAGGGAAAAGCUGUUAUGUCCUUUCUGGAUGCGAUAUUAGAUAAAGCACUGCGUAGCACAGUGGCCUUGCUUGCUGGUCGUGGGCGUGGGAAAUCAGCUGCACUUGGUCUUGCAAUUGCUGGAGCCGUUGCUGCAGGGUAUUCAAAUAUUUUUGUGACUGCUCCUAGCCCCGAAAAUCUAAAAACCUUGUUUGAGUUUGUAUCAAAGGGAUUUGAUAUGCUUGAGUACAAGGAACACUUGGAUUAUGAUAUUGUGAAAAGCUCAAGUCCGGAGUUAAAAAAAGUUACUAUCAGAAUAAAUAUUUACAAACAGCAUAGGCAAACAAUUCAGUAUAUACAACCUCAUGAACAUGGAAAACUGUCACAAGUUGAACUUUUGGUAGUUGAUGAAGCUGCAGCUAUACCACUACCUAUUGUGAAGUCUUUACUUGGGCCUUAUUUGGUUUUCCUUUCUUCUACUGUUAAUGGCUAUGAAGGUACAGGGAGAUCCUUAUCUUUAAAACUGCUGCAGCAAUUAGAAGAGCAGAGUCGAGCCUCUACCAAAGGCUCAGAUGUGGUUCCUUCUGGACGUCUUUUCAGAAAGAUAGAUUUGACUGAAGCUAUAAGAUAUGCGUCUGGUGAUCCUGUUGAAUCAUGGCUUAACAAUUUGCUUUGUUUGGACAUAGCAAAUUCAAUUCCUAGCAUCAACAGGUUACCUCCUCCCAGUGAGUGUGAUCUGUAUUAUGUUAACCGGGAUACACUCUUCUCAUAUCAUAAAGACAGCGAGUUAUUUCUGCAGAGAAUGAUGGCUUUAUACGUUGCUUCUCACUACAAAAAUUCUCCAAAUGAUCUUCAAUUACUGGCUGAUGCUCCAGCUCAUCACCUUUUUGUGUUACUUGGUCCGGUCAAUGAGUCGAAGAAUCAGCUACCGGAUAUUCUUUGUGUCAUCCAGGUCUGUCUUGAAGGAAAAAUAUCUAAGGCUUCUGCCAUGAGAAGUUUAAGUGCUGGCCAUCAGCCUCACGGAGACCAAAUUCCAUGGAAAUUUUGUGAACAGUUUCGAGAUAAAGACUUCCCAAGUCUGUCUGGUGCUAGAAUUGUGCGUAUUGCAACACAUCCAAAUGCAAUGAAGCUUGGAUAUGGUUCGGCUGCCAUUGAAUUGCUGUCAAGGUACUUUGAGGGCCAAUUCACUCUCAUCUCUGAAGAAGAUGUCAAGAAUGAUCCAAAAUCUACACAUCUCAAAAUUACUGAAGCGGCUGAGGAAGUUUCAUUGCGUGAAGAAAAUAUAAAGCCCCGGUCAGACCUUCCUCCUCUACUUGUACAUCUUCGUGAAAGACGGCCCGAGAAGCUUCAUUAUCUGGGUGUCUCGUUUGGGCUUACUUUGGACCUAUUUCGCUUCUGGAGAAAACAAAAUUUUGCUCCAUUUUACAUAUGUGAAAUUCCAAAUUCUGUUACCGGUGAGCAUACAUGUAUGAUGUUGAAACCAUUAGACAACGAUGAAAUUGAAGUUAACGGAUCAGAUAAAUUGGGAUUUUUCGGUCCUUUCUAUCGAGCUUUUAGGUCAGCCUUUGCUAGGCUUUUGUGUACACCAACAUUCAAUACAAUGGAAUAUAAGCUUGCAAUGAGUAUCUUGGAUCCAAAACUCAGCUUUGCAGAUGUUGAUCCUUCAUCAACUCUUUCACAUAGUAUGUAUGAUGAUAUCAUUAAGUCUCCAAUCAGUAUGAAUAGAUUAGAAGCUUAUGUCACCAACCUGGUUGAUUAUCACCUGAUUUCAGAUCUUAAACUGCCACUUGCAUACCUCUACUUCCAUGAGAAGCUUCCAGUUACAUUAUCAUAUGCCCAAGCCUCUGUGUUACUAUGCAUGGGCUUGCAGAACCAAGAUGUUUCUUAUGCUGAGGGAAUGAUGAAGUUGGAAAGACAACAAAUAUUAUCAUUCUACAUGAAAGUCAUGAAAAAGUUCCACAAGUAUUUGGAUUCAGUAACAUCUAAACAGUUUACAGAUACGUUGCCCCCUGUCAAAGAAGUUGAGUUGAAGCCACACUCGGUUUCAGUGGAUGAGGAUCUUGAUGAAGCUGCAAAGGAAGUCAAGGAUGACUUGAAAGCAAAAAGGGGCAGUGUAGUGAAUCCGGACUUCCUUCAGAGGUACGCCAUUGCUGACAAGGAUUUAGAUUUUGAGAGUGCUUUGCAAAAUGGCAGUGGGAAGAUACCUUCAGGUGUAGUUAGUGUCAAGUCUAGUAAAACCAAGGCAGAGAAGUACGGGAAGCCAAAAGAGAAGAGUAAAAAUAAAAUAAGCAAGGAUGGAAGUUCUUCCAAAUCAUCAAAGAGGAAAAGAUAAUCUUAACUGACUUGUAUUCAACUGUUUAAUGUAUGAUGCCGGGGCAUUCUCAAUUUUGACUUCAACCAUAACCGGUUCACAAGGGGUAUGGUUGAGAUUUAUGUUUUCUCAUUUUGCUGGAUAUGGUAAAAGACCAAGCUAUUUAGGUUUUUGUCACUUUUAGAUUGAAUGAUGUAUGUUUUUAUUUCUUUCUAUAUAUCAAUCUUUUAAGCAUGAAA
This is a messenger RNA of Erigeron canadensis, 3392 nucleotides long. RefSeq names its product RNA cytidine acetyltransferase 2-like. Lineage: Eukaryota; Viridiplantae; Streptophyta; Magnoliopsida; Asterales; Asteraceae. Gene Ontology annotation, biological process: rRNA acetylation involved in maturation of SSU-rRNA. The transcript is spliced from 26 exons. Gene Ontology annotation, molecular function: tRNA binding; ATP binding; 18S rRNA cytidine N-acetyltransferase activity. The record is from RefSeq and is a predicted model, not a curated record. Bases 91 to 3174 code for a protein of 1027 amino acids. Gene Ontology annotation, cellular component: 90S preribosome; nucleolus.